UGACCCAGGAAGCUCUUCUUCUGCAUCCAUAAACAUGUUAACGUGCUCGUGAUGGGACGCUGCUGCAGAGAUUCAGAGCUGUGAGAGGAUCCUCGGUCCCGUGCACGGAAUCAGAGCUCUCACGGUAACAACGAUGGGCUGACCGGGACGGACCAAGAACCAGACUGCAGACUGCAGAGAGGUCUGCAGACAGCUGAUGGAGGACUGACGGGAGCGACCAGAGGACGACCAAAACUCUGAGGCUGCUUCAACACGCCGAGCACAGUCUCUUUCUUCCUGGUGGCUGAACUUUGUGCUGGCUCUUCCAUCUUGUAGCCACCACUGUGUCAGAAUCCAACAUGGCCGACAACGUGAACUCUUUACCGUUCUUCUACGGGAACAUCACCCGAGAGGAGGCGGAGGACUACCUGCGUCAGACCGGCAGCAUCAAUGGCCUGUACCUGCUGCGGCAGAGCAGGAACUACCUGGGAGGCUUCGCUCUGUCCGUGCUGCACUCGGGCCGCUGCUACCACUACACCAUCGAGAGGGAGGCCAACCAGACCUUCGCCAUCGCUGGAGGGAAGAGCCACGGCAGCCCCGAAGACGUCAUCGACUACCACUCGCAGGAGACGGACGGGCUGGUGUGUCUGCUGAAGAAGCCCUGCAACAGACCCAAAAACAUGCAGCCCAAAGUGGGGCCAUUUGAGGACCUGAAGGAGAAACUGAUCCGGGAGUACGUGAAGCAGACCUGGAACCUGCAGGGAGCGGCUCUGGAGCAGGCCAUCAUCAGUCAGAGGCCUCAGCUGGAGAAACUGAUCGCCACCACGGCUCACGAGAGGAUGCCGUGGUUCCACGGGUCGAUCACGCGAGAAGACUCCGAGCCGCGGCUGCAGAAAGGAGCAAGGACCAACGGGAAGUUUCUGAUCCGACAGCGGGAUCAGAACGGGUCCUACGCUCUGUGUCUACUCCAUGAAGGACAGGUCAUGCACUAUCGCAUCGACCGGGACCGAGCGGGGAAACUAUCCAUCCCAGACGGGAAGAAGUUUGACACCCUGUGGCAGCUGGUGGAGCACUACUCGUACAAACCAGACGGGCUGCUGCGAGUGCUGACGGACCCAUGUUCAAGACCUGACGGAGACAUGGGUCUGAUAGGACGACCUCCACUCCCAAACGAUCAUCCAGGACUCAACUCAGCUAUUCACAGUGCCGCAGGACUAUUCUCCCUCCUCAAAACUGUCCCCUUACUGGGCCGGAAAAAGAGCCAAUCGUCUCGACAUGACACCGCAGAGAAUCUCAACCCCUAUGAAACCAGAAUCCCCACUAAAGAGGCCAUGCCCAUGGACACAGAGGUCUACGAGAGUCCGUAUGCAGACCCUGAUGAACUGAGAAGCUCCACGGUGGACAGAAACCAUCUCAUGCUGGAGGACGGAGAGCUGGGCUCAGGAAACUUUGGGACGGUGAUGAGGGGCAUCUACCAGAUGAGGAAGACCUCUAAACAAGUCGCCGUUAAAAUCCUGAAAAACGACGACGACAACCCGUCAGUGCGAGAGGAGAUGCUGAGAGAAGCUAACGUCAUGCAGCAGCUGGAUAAUCCGUACAUCGUCCGCAUGAUCGGGAUCUGUGAGGCCGAGAACCUGAUGCUCGUCAUGGAGCUGGCCGAGCUCGGACCUCUAAACAAGUUCCUGCAGAGACACAAGCAGACGAAUGUGAAGAACAUCACAGAGCUGGUCCAUCAGGUCUGCAUGGGGAUGAAAUAUCUGGAGGAACACAACUUCGUCCACAGAGACCUCGCUGCCAGAAACGUGCUGCUCGUCACUCAACAUUACGCCAAAAUCAGCGACUUCGGACUCUCCAAGGCCGUUGCUGAGGACCAGAACUACUACAUGGCAAAGGCUCAUGGGAAAUGGCCGGUGAAGUGGUACGCCCCUGAGUGUAUGAACUACUUUAAGUUCUCCUCAAAGAGCGACAUGUGGAGCUUUGGGGUGCUCAUGUGGGAGGCUUACUCUUACGGACAGAAACCAUACAAGGGGAUGAAGGGAAACGAAGUGAUGCAGAUGAUCGAGAGCGGACAGAGGAUGGACGCUCCGGUGAACUGUCCGCCUGAGAUGUACAACCUGAUGAAGACCUGCUGGACAUACAAGCUGGACGAGCGUCCCGGCUUCAGCGUGGUGGAGCCGAGGCUACGAGAGUAUUAUUACGACAUCUCGCAGUGAUGUUCACACGGAUUCACGAGACUAUGCAAACUAUGACCUGACGAUGAAAUCUGCUUUCACUCCUGUAUGAGUGACGGGUACGAGCUCUGAGUGCUGUUGUAAGUUAUUGACUUCAGCUGAAGGAUUUAUUCAAACUUUGAAACCAUAAUUAUGCAAAUUACUUUUAUUUUGUUACUUUAUUCUUCCUCCUGAAUGUAAACAAUAUUCAAGUUGUAAUAAACAAAAUGAACAAACGUUUAUGUUACACAAA
Molecule: messenger RNA, 2442 nt
Organism: Notolabrus celidotus (New Zealand spotty)
Lineage: Eukaryota; Metazoa; Chordata; Actinopteri; Labriformes; Labridae
Gene: syk
Product: spleen tyrosine kinase
Exons: 15
Coding region: 339-2192 (617 amino acids)
Biological process (GO): cell surface receptor protein tyrosine kinase signaling pathway; regulation of platelet aggregation; adaptive immune response
Cellular component (GO): extrinsic component of cytoplasmic side of plasma membrane; cytoplasm
Molecular function (GO): non-membrane spanning protein tyrosine kinase activity; signaling receptor binding; ATP binding
Source: RefSeq, a predicted model, not a curated record